Stegodyphus dumicola is the source of this 1861-nucleotide messenger RNA. RefSeq lists its product as uncharacterized. Lineage: Eukaryota; Metazoa; Arthropoda; Arachnida; Araneae; Eresidae. The record is from RefSeq and is a predicted model, not a curated record.
CAACAGUAUUCGAAAUUUAAUUAUAAAUUUCACUGAGUUUAUUUUUUAUUAAGCAUGACGUCUACAGUAAUGAUGACGCCAAAACAGGCCCAUCAAGAAGUAAGCCAUUUUGUUUACAAAAUUUAAUGAUAAUCAUGUGGGGAAAAGUAUUUCCCCAGGAUUUUACAACUAUGGAAGGAUCAUGUCUAUUUAUAAAAAAAUUAAUUGCUGUGUCCUUAUCUUCAAUAACAUAUUUAAGAGGAGUUUUCCCAGAACAAGCAUACGGAGAAAGAAGUCUGUGCGGCAUAAAGCUCAAAAUUUUAACCGAAGACAGUGGAAUCCCUGCAGUAUCAAAAUUUAUUAAUACAAUACGAAGUUGCUAUGAUGCCGUGGAUAAAAAAUAUCUUCAGCAGAUGAGUCUUGGGAUUUGCCCGAAUUCCCAAAAGCGAGAUGAAGUUAUAGAAGCAUAUAACUUGGUGUUCCGUUACAAAGAGGAUGAAUAUUCUAUCACAUGCAAUAACAACAGAAAAAUAUUUUCACCAAAUCUAAGCGAUCCCACAGUAAAGGCCACACUUACAAUGCUACAAAAUUUAUGUCAACUAGAUGAACUCCUCACACCACUCCCUCCACAUGCAAGUCUCAAUAUGAAGCUCCUGUAUUAUGAUGAUAUCACACCACCUGAUUAUGAGCCUGAAGGAUUUGAGCCUAGUUCUACUACUAAAUUCCAGUUUCCAGAAAAGGCAGUAAACAUAUUACUUGGACAAAUUGCUACAGAUUUUCAUAGUUACAAGUUUGUUUUAAAAACUACCAAUGCUAUAAACUACUCAUUAACUCAGCCUACCUCUGAAGAUCCUGUUAUGAUUGGAUCUCAAGAUAGAGCAGAAACAGCUAGAGAUACUACAGAAGAUCAUCAGUCAUCGAAAGAAAUUAUAUCAGAUUCUUGGAAAUCAGAUAAAGAUGGAAAAAUACAGAAAAGUCAAAAGUCUAAGAGAUGCCCAUGUACAUGCACUGAAAGACAUGAUGAUGAUUUCAUUGCAUGCAUAGUUUGCCAAAGCAAACAGCAUAAAAUUUGUUAUGGCAUUUUGAAAAAUGAAGAUAUUCCUGAAAAUUUCUAUUGCAACGAUUGCUUUUAUAAUCAUUCAGAUGGCAUGCCUGAAACCAAUUUAGUAUACAGCUUCAAAGGAAACGAAUUAGAAGAAUUUUGUGCAAUGCGAAGAGCUCUUGUAAUUUGUUCCCAACUGAAAACUCUUACUACAGCUAACUUGGCAAAGCUACUAGGAUGUACUACAGCAUUAACAAAUGCACUGAUCAAUCGUCUUGAGAAAGAAAAAUUUUUAACAAAACGAACAACUAAAAAGAGUGGAUAUAAUGUCGAAAAAGAAUAUAUAUUGAAUGUUGGCAUCCCAGAAUAUUUUCCACUAAGGAAAAAACAAGGAUGUGCAAAUCCUCAGAAUAGACUUUCAAGGAAAAAGGCCAGAAAAGAUGAAAAUGCAAAAAGAAGUCACGAAGAAGAAGAUGAUGAUGAUAUGUGUAUAUCAAACGACAAAAAAAGAAAUAAAAGCAUUGUAGAGGAAGUUGAGGUGUUAAGCAUUCAUAGCUCACCAGAAAUUCUUCAAAGCCAAAAUUCACAAAAAAGAAGUUCAUCUCAGGUAUUUAGCAGUCAAGAAGUCUUUCAAUCUACAAAUAAAAAAAAGCGUGGAUACUUCUAAUAAUUGGGACAUUGACAUUAAAUCUUUAAGCAAAAAAAUAGAAAGAAAUCUCAUUACCAUUUAAUACAAAACAGAUUUGGCUUACAAAUAUUUCAAUGUAUGGAUGAAUUAAAUAUUCAUGAAAUUAUAACCUGGAUUGAUCUUUACUAUUAAACAAGUUCUAUGUGGUAUGC